AUGUUGGGCGGUUUCAUCGCUGGGCCAGAAUGGAUAGACGCGUGUGUGCGGGCAAAUGUGCUCUUUGAGCCCGUCUUGCGCCUUGCCAAAGCCAUCCAAGUCCCUAAGGAGCUGCGGGUCCACGAGUCAUAUCAUUACAAAGACUCACUGGAGAAGAUGUGUGUCGAAGCUGCUCGCAAUCCAUCUGCCAACAUGAAAUGGACAAUUCGUGAGUCGCGCAAAAAGUUGACCAAGAAAAAGGCGCUCGUGCUGAUGUCCCCAGAUGCGUGUGAGCAGCAGAAGAAGAAGGAGCAGCGCAAGAUCGAUCGCAAACCAGGGCUGCUCAUU
Molecule: messenger RNA, 327 nt
Organism: Symbiodinium sp. CCMP2456
Lineage: Eukaryota; Dinophyceae; Suessiales; Symbiodiniaceae
Source: the annotation of a GenBank genome assembly